Molecule: messenger RNA, 561 nt
Organism: Helobdella robusta
Lineage: Eukaryota; Metazoa; Annelida; Clitellata; Rhynchobdellida; Glossiphoniidae
Exons: 3
Coding region: 1-561 (186 amino acids)
Source: RefSeq, a predicted model, not a curated record
AUGACUUUUCAUCAAAUGUUUAUCGUUUUAAGUUUGUUAUUGAGUGUUAGUGUCAAAAAAUCACAAUCUGAAGAAUACUUUAAAGAUGGAAUUUAUCUGAACUGGACUGGAGUGUUUGUUUCUACAUUGGCUAAAGCUCAAAAUCAUUGUCAGCGCUCUGGAAUGAAAUUGCUGGAAUUAAGAGAUGAAAGAAUGUUUGAAGUGUUGAAUAAUAAAACUAGCAAUGGUAAAGUUGCAAUUGAAAGCCACAAGGACUGUGUUGUGGUUGAACUUUCAGAUAAUGACUCCGUGACUGUUUCGUCUCAAACUGCCUACCAUGAAUUCCAUUAUGCUUGCCAAUACAAACAGACGGAUCCAACGAGCAGUCAACCUUGGAAUGUUGAAAUGAACUCGAAAAAAUUACGCUGGUUCGACGCCAGGAAUGACUGCCUGAGGAAGGGUGGAGAUUUGCUGGUUAUGAGAGAUGCCAUCAGGGAUAGCAAGGUGAUUUUUAAAGACUACAGAAACGUGCCCUACUGGGUGGGCCUUACGAAUUUGAAUUACUACUGGCAAACUGGUUAG